Messenger RNA from Halichondria panicea, 5092 nucleotides. Its product is annotated as hepatocyte growth factor receptor-like. Gene Ontology annotation, cellular component: signaling receptor complex; plasma membrane. Lineage: Eukaryota; Metazoa; Porifera; Demospongiae; Suberitida; Halichondriidae. Gene Ontology annotation, molecular function: transmembrane receptor protein tyrosine kinase activity; protein binding; ATP binding. The record is from RefSeq and is a predicted model, not a curated record. Bases 335 to 4852 code for a protein of 1505 amino acids. Gene Ontology annotation, biological process: nervous system development; positive regulation of kinase activity; protein phosphorylation. The transcript is spliced from 25 exons.
UCCACACAUUUUUCUUAAUUGAUGUGCGUACCUAUAAGUGAAUGCCUGUAUCUCUUUUGAAGAGUUAAUUCAUCUAAUUGCUGAAAACAGACAUAUUUUAAAUUCUAUGUGAUAUCCAAUUACUGCAUGGAGCGACUACCAUAGCCACCUGGAGAAAUAUUGAACCUGACUCACAAACUAUAGGAAAUUAGGACUGCAAGUGGACUCCACUGGGAGAACAUUCCUUGCUGCAGACAACUAUCUGUAUAGACUGAAUGCUCAGCUAAUACAAGAGGAGAGAGUUGAUCUAGGAGAUACUGUCAUUACCGAAGGACUUUCCCUGAGCUCUACUGGGAUGUUGGUGGUGUGUUUAAAUGAUCUCUCUUGCUCUGUCUACAAUGCAAGUAACCUCAUUGCUGGUCCUAUCAGGAGUGUCAGUAAUGCUAUAGGAAGUUUGGAUUUUGGAGUAGCUAUCAUUGCGUCAAGAGACACUUUCUACACUGGAGAAGACAAUUAUGGGAUGGUACUGAAACAAUUCGGAGAAGGUUUCAAUAGAUCGUCUGACAACAAUCCAUCAGGCGAACUCAAUGAAUUUGUUUUGGAAGAUAGUGACUUUUCACGACAAUUCUAUGCAUAUGGUGGUUUUGUGAGUGGUGGAUUUGCCUAUUACGUUGUCGUCGACUUUCAACCUGUUAGUGCACUAGCUAUAAGACUGUUACGUGUUUGCAACAUGCCUGAUUGUGGAGGCCCAAGUACCUGUGGAGUGACUGCUUUGUAUGAACUGGGAAUCAAUUGUGGCUUUCAAACGAUCACUGAAGAUACUUGUUUAUGUGCAGUGUCACUAGCAGAGGACUUCAGUGGGAUAUCUGGACCCACUGCUGUUAUAAAUCUUUGCUACGGUGGUACUAACUCUAUUUGUGUGGUCAAUAUCACUGCUGUCAAUGAAGCUAUGGACGCUAAAUAUGACUCUUGUAUUGUGUCACGGACUGUUGGAGAAAAAGUUGGCUUACCAUGGAGAACAGGCUCAGAUAACUGCGAUACUCUGCCUCAGCCUCAGGAAACAAGGAACAGAUGUGACACACCCAGUCCAGUCGGCCUUCUUAUCCUAAAUGGUGGUAUUGACAUAAUAGCACCAGUUUGUAUCAACUUUGGAAAGAGUUUUAUCGCCAUAGCUUCAGUAGCUGUGAAAGUGGAGCAUUUUUCCUUUGUGUUUGUGGCAACUAAUGAGCCCAUUAUAAGAGGAUACGAUGUCAGUGGUACAUCGACUCUGGGCCCCGAUAGUGCAUUCUACAAUCAGCAAUUGGCCUCUAAUGUAUUACAUUUGUCAUGGCACGAGGGUCUAAACUACAUCACAGCAGCCUCUUGGAACUCUGUGUUCCAAAUACCGAUUGAAGAGUGCUUCCAGCGUUUAGACUGUACUAGUUGUACCAGUGACCUCAACCCGCUGUGUGGGUGGUGUGUGGUGGAGAAAAAGUGCUCUCGUCAGACGCAGUGUCAGAACUCCAGUAUUUCUAGUAGAUGGACACAGGACAAUGCCAACUGUUUUACUGCUGCUACUGUGGAGCCUAUGCAACUUGUGCUUGACCCUGAGAUUCUUGCCACUGAGCUCACAGUGACCCUGACCUCUCCCGGCCUGCCUAACCUCCUUCCUGGAGAGAGCUUCUACUGUCAUCUGGCGGACAGUGAAGGACGUUUCCCACCCAUCAUAGUACCAGCUGUUGAGGUCACCCCAGGAACAGUGUUCAGUUGUGAUAUUGAAGGACUGGUACCUGACUACCCUGGAGUGACUGCAACCAUCAACCUGGGCUUUCAAAACUCUCUGUUCAAUGAGCCAUUUGAUAUCACCAACCAAGCGCUUACCAUCUACAGGUGCUCAGCAGGAGAAAGCUGUAAGAAUUGUCUUGGGAUAAAUAAUCCGUGUCGAUGGUGUAACCUCAACAAGCAAUGCAGUGGAACAUCAGCUCCUUGCAAGAAUGUAUCUCACUUCCUACAGGUGUUUGCAGGCAACGACUUCACUGCCGAGUGCCCCUUGUUGGACACGCCCCCCUCUGGUGGGUACACUCAACCAGUAAGGGUGGCCCAGGACCUUCGACUGACCACCAGGAACCUCAUCUCCCCUACAGAUGGCUUUGAGUACUAUUGUGUUGUGAAUGGAGUUAGUCUGACAGCUCAGUAUGAGAACGAGAGCUCCAUCCUGUGUACAGUGGGCAGUGGACAACUCACACUUUCCCCUGGUGUUGGAAGUUUCCCUGUGGUUGUUAUGGUAACCUGGACGGGGAAUGACAUCAACCACACACUGAGCAACACCAUGCAACAACUUUCAGUGACGUUGUAUGAUUGUCGUGACUUGGCCAGUGGAUAUCUGGAAUGUAUUGCAGUCAGAAUGGGGUCAGAGUUUGCAUGUGGGUGGUGUGGGGGUAGUUGUGAGGUGAUGCAAGAGUGCUCCAAUACUUUCAUUACUGAGGGGGACAAUCCUCCUGCCCCUGUCAUCAACUCAUUCACUCCAAUGUCAGGACCAGUUGAGGGUGGUACAGCAAUCACUUUGAGGGGUACUGACUUCGGAAGAACUUUUGUUGACGUUCAGAACUCCAUCCUUACAUUAGGAGGCGUGGCUUGCAUUCCCCUCAUCACUGGUUAUAUACCAUGGCAACAGUUUGUCUGUGAGACUGCACAUUUUUUAACAGAAGGGUCAAAAGACUUCUCUCUGACUAUUGACUCUAGAGUAGCCGUUGUAAUUGGUGGCUCCUUCACUGCGAUAGAUCCUACUGUCAGCAGUGUGACUCCCACCUUUGGACCCAUGGCCGGGGGAACUAAAGUGGUUGUGAGGGGUACUGCACUGAACGUGGGUAACCAGGAGGACACUAGAGUCUUUCUAGAGGUCAGCGAGUCAUACUACGUCUGCAAAAUAUUAUCUAUCGAGUCUCAAGUGAUUUGUUGCAGUACCUCAGCAGCAAACCUCACCUCUACUGCUUUGGUGGUAGUGUCCAUUGAUGCUGCCAGAGUCAGCAAUCCAGGAAUGGUCUUCAGUUAUCGUAACAACCCUAAUGUGACUGCUGUGUUUCCUAGCAACACCAUUCCCAGUGGAGGCAUCACACUGACCUUUACUGGACUGGACUUGGACGUAGUACAGCAGCAUGUGUUGGAGGUAUACCAGCCAAUGGGGGAUCCUCUGAGGAGCAACUGCAGUGUUGUGGACAAUACCACCAUCACAUGCUUGACUCCUAGUCUGACAACAACCUCACUCACCCCAUUGGACUAUGCCCUAUGGUUUGAUGAUGUCCCACUCAUUACACAAGCACACUUCCUUAUCAGCGUCCAACCAGAUCCUUCUCAAUUUAGACUAGAUAGUUCUCAAGAGGUCACCAGUGGCACAGAGACGCUCAUACGCAUUGUGGGUGAUAAUGUUGACUCAGUAGAGACCAGUGAGAUAAGAGUGAUCGUGGGAGGCGAGGAGUGUACUACGACACCUAGUAGUUUAAGAGGAAACGAAAUCAUCUGUAUCGCCCCCUUGGAGCUCCCGGGAGGGGAAAACUCAGCCAUCAUUCAAGUGAACGUUGGGAGCAACAUCUCUCAAGUAUUGGACCAGCAGCUGACUUACACAAGUCCUGUGACUGCUGCAGUUCCACUGGAGAUCAUCAUCCCGAGUGUUUUGGGGGUUAUUGUGAUGAUUGUGUGUGUAAUGCUAAUCAUUUUUGUUCGUUUCUAUCUGAACUCUCGGAAGAAGAUCGUGUCAAUUGCUGUGCAUGAACAGAUGAUGGAAAUCGUGGCUAAUACGAGAACACGGGAGGACAUAUUUCCUAUGGAUGGCAAUACAGCACUCAUUAAAUCAGAACUUGUUGAGAUUGCUGAGUCAAUCCCAGACUCAAUCAAAAUUCCAGCCUCCAUAUUGAAGCUCUCCAGUACUGCAAUUGGACAAGGUGAAUUUGGCGUUGUGUACAAGGGAGUCCUGACAGACUGGAACAAUGUACCUAUUCAAGGGGUGGCCGUGAAGACACUGAAAGGUCUGUUCUCAUUGUCGGAUGUUCAGAGCAUGGUGUGUGAGGUGAACAAGAUGCAGGACUUUGACCAUCCUCACGUCAUGUCCCUGAUUGGGGUGUGUCUCGAUGCUGGCCCCGGCAUUGCCAUAGUGAUGCCAUAUAUGGCAAACGGGAGUGUUAUUGGAUAUCUCAAGAGAGAAAGGAGCAGCCUUGAGUUGGAUGAUGACUGUGAGAUUGAUCAGGUUCUGGAAGUGAGGAAACUGCUACUAAAGAUGUGCCAUCAGAUAGCACUGGGAAUGGCCUACUUGGCCGAGCAGAACUUUGUCCAUCGCGACCUUGCGGCCAGAAACUGCAUGCUGGACUCGGGAGGAGGUAUCAGGGUGGGGGACUUUGGUCUGGCUGAGGACGUCUAUACUAGCGGCUACUUCAGACAGAACGACCGAGCGAAUGUGAAGCUGCCCUACAAAUGGAUGGCCUUGGAGAGUCUCAACGAUGCCAUCUUCACAGAGAAAACUGAUGUGUGGUCGUAUGGUGUGACUAUGUGGGAAGUCUUCAAUGGAGGAAAGACCCCCUACCCUGCCGUGGACCCACACUCCCUCAUCCAGCUGCUGGGAGAGGGGCGGAGACUAGAAAAACCUCUCAAUGCAGCCUGUGCCAUUGAGAUUUCUAAGCUGAUGCGUCAGUGUUGGAGGGAGGAUCCAGAGGAGAGGCCAACCUUCUCACAACUGUCCUCCAUUGUGGAGAGGCUACUGACAUCCAUUGCUGGCUACACUGAGCUCUGUAUGGUGCUACUGAACCCAAUUCAAGAAGCGGAGCAGCUCAAAUGUGACAAUUUACCCACACCCACUGAAGACGCUCAUCGCUAUGUCGAUGGUCCACUAGAUCACCCUCUAUAGCAUUCGAAAACAGAAUGUACAAAGAAGAAUUUACUGCAACAUGUAAUUAAUUUUAAUGCUUAUAGCUCACGAGGUUAAAGUCGUAUUGCUGUUCUCUGUACAGUAUAAUGUAGUGAACUGUAUCCAGCUGCUUUUAUCUUAACUAGCAUCAUAAUAGUAUAUAUACACAUGUAGUAUUAUCGUAGCCUAUUAUUGUUUUUACACAUGCAUGCAAAGUUAAUUUUCCAAUAUCUGUCUUAA